Messenger RNA from Nerophis lumbriciformis (worm pipefish), 7001 nucleotides. It is a transcript of the gene vkorc1l1, whose product is annotated as vitamin K epoxide reductase complex, subunit 1-like 1. Gene Ontology annotation, biological process: vitamin K metabolic process; peptidyl-glutamic acid carboxylation. NCBI's taxonomy places the organism in Eukaryota, Metazoa, Chordata, Actinopteri, Syngnathiformes, Syngnathidae. The record is from RefSeq and is a predicted model, not a curated record. Gene Ontology annotation, molecular function: vitamin-K-epoxide reductase (warfarin-sensitive) activity.
AUAGCGGGGCGAGCGUGUCGGAGUGUUUUUGUUCUGUGUCCGGGCGGCCCCGCCCCUCGCAGUGUGGCGCGUUACUGACGCCCGUGACGCCUUUCCACGUCGCAGUCGAUCCCAACAGACGAGCGAGCUGCGUAUGUCUGCGUGUCUCCAGCUAGGCUAGUAAGGGAGUGAUGGCGGCGCCCGUCCUCAGAGUGUCCACCCCGCGGUGGGAGAGAAUAGCCCGGUUUGUAGUGUGCCUACUGGGCAUGCUAUUGUCUCUUUAUGCGUUCCACGUCGAGAGGGAAAAGGCCCAGGAUCCCAGUUAUCAGGCUCUGUGCGACGUCAGCAGCUCCAUCAGCUGUUCCAAAGUGUUCAGCUCAAGGUGGGGUCGAGGAUUUGGACUCCUGGGCUCAAUUUUUGGAAAUGACAGUGCACUGAACCAACCAAACAGUGUCUAUGGAAUUGGCUUUUAUGCUUUUCAACUCCUACUAGGAAUGACUGUAAGUGCAAUGGCUGCCCUCAUUCUCAUGAUGACGUCCAUCUUGUCGGUAGUGGGCUCGCUCUACCUGGGCUACAUCCUUUACUUUGUCCUUAAGGACCUGUGCGUCAUCUGCAUCACCACGUACGUGCUGAACGUCAUCCUCUUUAUCCUCAACUACAAACGACUGGUUUACUUGAACGAGGCCUGGAAGCAGCAGCUGCAGGCCAAGCAGGACUAAAAGCUGUGCAGGAAAAUGUGAUAGAAACCGAUAGAAAUGUGACUGACUGAACAUUUGACUUUGCCACCAGGAGACCUUGCUUCCAAACCAUGUUCAUCCUGCUGUUUUCCCAAAAAAAAAGGACAUCUAGCACGAAACCAUACUGUUGAUUGGAUACACGAAGGAUUUGUUUUACUUUCACUUCAUCCUAAAUUGUUCUAGUGACGAAAGGAAAGAGGCGGAGGCCCUCAACGCAACACAAUGGAGGAUCGGAAAGAAGGACCCAAGAGACGCCACCUCAAAACAGUAAGCUGGCGGAUUCCAAAAAUGAGAAAACACCCUAAGAAAGUCCUAUGUGGAGUUUGAAGGGAACAAAACGAUCAACAAUGUUGUUGUUUUUUCCUUCAUGUUUACACUUUCUAGUUAGCUUUUUGUUGUUUUCUUAAGAGGACCACUAAAGAUGAACGUGAGCUGUCAUCGUCGUUGUGUAGGUCGGUCAGAUAGUUUGUUUUUCCAAUUCUGUAAAUAGCCGGUGAGCAAUAUUUCAGGCUUGAUCGAUUGACAAAACGUGGAACAAAACUAGGUCACAAUUGGUGGAUGUCCUGUUUGCUUCAUUUGAAGCCACAGACUUGCAACAAAGCGCCAUCACUUCUGUUACCGAGUGUUCAACAUAAAGACUUAUGUGCCUAAAGCAUCGCUCAUUUUGACUCCACCUGACUUUCCUGUCAAAGCUUUAUUUUUUAGGAUCACAGUUUUGUAUUGUUUGUCCCUCCUCCAGUCUCACAUGGUAGCAAAGGCGGCUACACUGUGAUUAUGUGUACACUCCACCUUCAUUGAACAGUAAUGGUGAUGCUGCCAGGCGGAGUUACGCUUCAUUCGCAGUACAAAAACGUGGGGAAUGUUUUUUGGACGCUUGCGUUCGGCGUCUUGAAACAGCACGUAGAGCCAUACAGAGCCAGUUAGGUCUGGAUUCCAGUUAAGGUAAUCAUUGACAGAGAGAACAGGUGUUACAUUUCUAUAGAUUGUAAGGGCCACACUGACAAGAACAAUGAUGAACGUGUUACAAGAUUAAAUGUGAUGGGGAAACUUAGGGAACCACGGGUACAAAAUUGAACGGUACGCACCACUGUUUUUCAUACAGACUGCGCGUGUUCGAUUCCCAGCCAGAGCACCAACACCCAGCUAUUUGAGUCGUCCAAUGCCAGUUGCAAUCCUCCGGAUGGAGAAAAAAAAGGCCAAACAAAUCAUGCGAGUGAGGAGGAAAAGCCAAAAACCAGUUAGAAAAUCUUAAAUUUAAGGAAAAAAAAAAGUUGUAAUAUCACAAGUGUAAACAUUCAUGUGUCUUAAUGGCGUAAUGAAACAUGGCAGAAAAGGGAUUAUCCUUGUAACACCGGAGUGUCAAACUCACUUUCAUGAUGGGCCACAUUGCAGUCACGGACACCCUUCAAGGGCCACGUCAUGAUAUUGAUCAGUCACUACAGGACUUUGCCAUGUUACCAUUGCGCCAAUUCAACACAAUUCCAGAGAAUUAUGCGCAGCCGCACAACUUUGUCUAAAAUCCGUACUGGAAUGGAACACAACUGUCUAACCGAUCAAAUGAUAAUUUUGCGCAACUUUUUGAAAAUGCAGCAAAAUCAGUCAUUUUAGGUCGGAACAGUCACACCAAAAAACCCUGGAGGGUGUGAUUAUUACAUCAUUUGAUUAUUAUCAUGCUUUACACAAGAAACUGCGUUGCAAUCAGUAGCAAAGUGAAAAGCAGGUAUUUAGGUUCAGCGACUGUAGAAUUUAAUUUUAAGAGUUUCGAUGAACAAAAUAAAGCAAAUGAAUCAUUUAAAAUCUAUUUGCAUGCAUUAAAAUGUAUUCCGUCAAAAUCUCAAUACCGCAUAAUAAACAAGAAUGUUGAAAUGCCUUAUUGACACACAUUCUUUACAGACUUUUGCCGGCCAAAUUCAUUGCAGUGGCCUUGAGUUUGACACCUGUAUUGUAUUACAUCCGUUACACAAUAUUUUGGCUUUCGUGAUUGGCUGGCAACCAGUCCGGGGUGUACCUUGCCUUUCACCCAAAGUCAGCUGGGAUAGGCUCCAGCGUACCUGUGACCAAAAUGAGGACAAGUGGAUGUAAUGACAUGCAUCCAUUUUGGGCGAGAGGAAGUGUUCAUUGUCAUAAUAUUUCAACUUUUUUAACAUAGUUCUUAAUAUUUUUUUGUCUUAAAGUAAGGUAUUUAUUGAAAAAUUAUGAUUGUCAAAAUGACACUUAAAUUAAGGCACAUUAAAUUACAUUCAAUUUCAUGUACGGUAAUUAUUUUUUUCUUGAACUAGGACUUUAAUUUUCCUUUUUCCAGUAUGUCCUCAAUACUCCUUGGUACAAUUUCAACUCACACGCACACUCCAAACCAUACAGUCGGUCACAGGACAAUAUCAGUACACUAAAGAGGUUCUAUCUCGUAUAUUGAUGUGACACAUAUAAAACGUCGAAGGUCAACACCCCCAAAUACUGUAGAAUUUAAGCGUGCUCUGAGCACAGUUUUGCAAAGGGAUGGAUCGAUAGUUUUUUCCCCAAGUACUAGAGAUGCGCGGUUUGCGGGCACAACCGCGGAGUCCGCGGAUUGGGCGGAUGAACUUAAAAAAAAUUAGAUUUUAUCCGCGGGUCGGGUCGGGCGGUUGAAAAAAAAAAAAAGAAAGAUUUUAAAUAGAUUCAGGCGGGUGGCAGUUAAACCAAUUCGGAAAUAUAUAUACAUAGUUAAAUGUUGUUACCCACAUACGAAAAACGAGCAGGCACCUGCUGCAUAUGCCACAACAGAAGAAAAAAGAAAGAAAAGAGAUGGACACUUUUACGGAGCGGAGAAGGGACGCCUCGCCGGGGUCCGGGACCGAGGCCCCUUCCCCCGAGAGGGCCCCACCGGGAGCCGUAGCUGAGGCGAUCCGCGAGAAGGGCCCGACGCACGUCCAGUGUCACCACCGCGCCCACCGCACCGACACCCCGCCUUCGCCGCGGCCGGCGUCACGCGCAGCAGGUAAGCAGCUUACCUGCCCGCCACCCCCGUGGCCGGGGGCUCGUAACAGGGGUCACUCCGCGCGCUACGCCCGCGCAGCUUACCUGCCCGCCACCCCUGUUGCCGGGGGCGCGUAACAGGGGUCACUCCGUGCGCUCACGAAAGGGGUGGGGCUCACCCUGGUUGAUAUAGACAGCAGGACGGUGGCCAUGGAAGUUGGAACCCGCUAAGGAGUGUGUAACAACCCACCUGCCGAAUCAACUAGCCCUGAAAAUGGAUGGCGCUGGAGCGUCGGGCCCAUACCCGGCCGUCGCCGGCAGCGAGACGUGCUUGGAGGUGCGCUCAGCGCGGCUCCCAUAUGAUUGCGCACUGGUGUGCGUCUGGGUCGUGACAGCGUGGCACGCGAAUGUCUGUGCUGCAUUGGAUCAGUCUCCUUUCUUUAACAGGCAAAAGCUUUAUAACCUCACUAAUGCCUUGCAUCGUCUAUAUUAGAUAUAUAACAACGGGCGGGUGCGGUUCUGAUCAAAUGUUAGAUCGGGUGGAUGGCGGAUGGUUGACGACUUUCUGAUGCGGUUGCGGAUGAAAUAAUUGCCUAUCCGCGCAUCUCUACCAAGUACGGUGUUAGAAAAGUCUUUUCAGUAAUGUGCUUCCUGUAAUAACUUCCAAAUCGUCUUUUGUUUUUCUGUACAAAAGUGAUCAUUUGUUCUUGUGCGUUUUGAUUCUGUCGACUACUCAUCAACCGCUUCUCAUGCCGAAUGUCAUAAUGUAUGAAACACAAAAAAGUUAUACCUCAUUUCUGAACAUACUGUGGUGUCCAUUCAUUCGUGGAAGGACAUGUUACCUGACAAAUGAGUUACGGCAGCAUUCUAUUGGAAUGUGAUUGGACAACAUCACAUGUGUCACAAUGGGAGAAACAAAACUUAACACUGUGGAAUGUUUUGGAAAAUAUUUGGCUAAGUUGAUGACAUGCACUGUCUUGCACGUAUACAUAAUCUUUCUCAUACAGCACAGUGGAACCCGCUUAAGUCGACAACUUGUCUACUGUAUGUCCGCUGUUAAAAUGACAACAUACAACAGAGAUAUUCAACUUAAUUGUUAUGGGGCCACAUUUCCAGAAAGCUAAGGACUGGACUUCACCCUUCUCUAUGUGGGACCUAAAAGGGCCAUUUCAACAAUUAUCUUGACGUGUUGUAGUAUGUUGACUUAAUUUUUGCCAAGCUGUGUGGACUACGGUUGAAUUCCACAUCACCUUCAAAAUAAUAGCAUAGCACUAUUAACCCGCAGCAACUAACAAAAAAAUGCACCCAAUUAAAUUAAAUUUAGGUUGAUAGCCAUGUGCGUGAACGAAAGCUGUAUUGUCAUUGUCGAUUAUAGACUAUUUAGAGAGAUCUAGUUGACACCAACAUGGAGCGUUACAAUAGUCAAGGCAAGAAUUGAUAAAAGCAUUAUUGCUUUACUUUAACCAGAAGGCGCAGCUGAAUAAAACAGUCGAUUCGUCUGGCAAAAUUCAGAUUGUUGUCCAGAUUAACAACCAGAUUAUUUACCACAGCAUUAGUGUGGAGUUAGGAGUGUUAAAUCCAAACAAUGCUAAAACCAACACUAAAUCUAUGCCCAACAAUAGGUCUAAUCUAACCUAUCUAUACCCUAACUCUUAACACUGCUAAAUAACUCAACCCUUUUCAAACCUUAAUCCUACAUAUAAUACUAAUCCUAACACUAACAAUAUUUAAAAAAAACAAACCCUAGUUCUAACGGUGUGUUCAAUUUGUACUAGGAAGUCGGAAUUUCAGAGUUCCUAGUCGCAAAGUUAUACAGGACUUUUGCAGUCAUUAGUCGUGACUGCAAAAGUCCUGUCGAGUACAACUUAAUAAUAAUAAUAAUAAUAAUAAUAACUGGGAUUUAUAUAGCGCUUUUCUAAGUACCCAAAGUCGCUUUACAUGUAGAACCCAUCAAUCAUUCACACCUGGUGGUGGUAAGCUACUUUCAUAGGCACAGCUGCCCUGGGGUAGACUGACGGAAGCGUGGCUGCAAUUUGCGCCAACGGCCCCUCCGACCACCACCUAUCAUUCAUCAUUCAAUUCACCGGUGUGAGUGGCACCGGGGGCAAAGGGUGAAGUGUCCCGCCCAAGGACACAACGGCAGCGAUUUUUUGGAUUGUAAGAGGCGGGGAGCGAACCUGCAACCCUCAGGUUUCUGGCACGGUUGCUCUACCCACUACGCCAUGCCGCCCCUAUAACUUGAACUAUUGAACAGACCCUAGAAAAAGUAUACAAUAUAUGAAAACGGAAGAAUAAAAAUAUGCAAACUUUGUGUGUGACCAAGUCCCAAAUAAAUGUGUAAGUAAUGACUACCGGUAGGUAAAAUUUUGGUUCGGUCCCUGUGUUUAGCCCGUCUGAGUGAUGUCGACAUAAACGGGUUCCAUGGUCGUCAUAUUUUAUUGUUAAUCUCAACACAAAACCCCUCCCACUUUAUGUUUUCAUUUGGGGCACACUCACAUUGAGGUUGUCCUAUGGAAUCACUCGCACAUUCAAUUUUCUAUUGGAUCGAAUGACGACUUGCUACGUUUUACUGCGAGUAAUGACCAUAUAGCUGACAAGCGUCGUUAAAAGUAUCGGUCAUCACGUUAGCAAUUCAGACGUCUUGAAAGGGAUUGAUGUGCGAUCAUUUUAAUGUUAAAAAAAAGAGGUCAAAGCUAUGAAUAUGUUUUUCUUUCAUGUUCACUUCGGCCCUGAGGAGAACUGCCAUGUUAGUUGCAUCACCACCAAUGCCAACUUAAGUGCCUUCUGUUUAAUCGCUAGGCCUUGAGCCAAAGACAGGCAACAGUGAUAGCCUUUAAAAAAAAUGUAACAGGCACUGACAAAUUGGGGAAAAAAAACAAAACAAGAAGUCCUGUCAAUCAACGGUCAUUCCUUACGCCCACUUUUUAAACGUUCAUCCUAUUUUGUCACGUUUGUUCAUCAAAAGGAUUGUAACUUUCUUCAUCAUCAAUUCUGCCCUUUAGCUGUAUGGACUGUUAACAUUCGGGGUUAUUUUAUAGUUAAAGUAAAAAAACUGGAGGGGGUGGAAUGCUGGGAAUCCACGUGUCAGCAAAUCUUGCAAUUCUCUUUGUGGAUGAAAAAUGUACUGGGUUUGCUUGUGUAUUGCCAAAAGUGUUGAAAACGUUGUAUUUUCUUACCUGGAAAAAGUGUUACAUGUAUGUGGGGGGCUGGGUGCUAAAAAUGGUACAAUUUCUAUUGAAUUAAGGGAGACUGUGGAAGAGACAUGAGAACAUUUGAAAUUGUGGCACUGUCUUGUGGAAACGAUCAACCAUUAAAACAUUCCCUCUGAAACUA